UGAGGGUAAUUGAAGGAAUACGGUAUUGCUGAUGAAGCCUUUAGACAAAUGUGCAGCUUCUCUGUAGCCUAUUCUUCACUUUAAAGACUGGCUAUUAGCUUAAUCAGACAAACAGCAAAAUGUCUUUCAGAGAGCUGAAAGAUAGUUUGUAUUACACGUUCCUCGAUUCAAAAGAGCGUGGUGUUAAGGAAAACCAGAUUGAAUUAGCUAAGAAGUGUGUAUCCUCUGGAGUACUUGACGAACGUUUAGAUAUUUACGAUCGCUACACAAAGAUAGACUUUAAUCGACUCAUUGCACAAAAUGAGUAUCCUCCAUUGGUGACUGCACUGAAUCUCCUGCUCCAAUACAUCACUAACCUCCUGCCUCCUAACCCACCUGCUAACUGGUGGUCCAUAUACACCAGAAACACUUCGUUUAAAGUUAGACUCGGCUCUGUUAAGGGAGCUAGAGAGAUACUUAAACAAGCUGGGUAUACUCAGACGUCUGGAGAUAGUAUUACAUUCCCAGAGGAUAGAAGGGAUGCUCCUGACAGGCAACACCUCUCAGACCUAGCAACAGAGCUAUUAUUAGCUCGUGUUGAGUGCGAGGGUAUCAUUGGUCAAGCCUACCCUAAUCCAAAGACCCAGCAGUCAGUGGGCUAUGCCCCACAAGGAUACAAUGAGCAGCAGUACAGUCAGAGAGGAGGGUAUGAGCCACCGCACUCACAAGGGAACCAGAGAGGGGACCAGUUUUAUCCUCAAGAACAUCAGCAAAGAGGAGGAGGAGGAGGAGGAUAUAACCAGUCACAACAUGGCCGUGGUCAGGAUGGAUAUCCCCAGCAGCAGGGUGGGGAUUAUGGGAGGGGGAGUGGUGGAUACAAUGAAUUUAAUCAAGGGUAUCCUGGAAAUAAUGAAUAUCAUAGCCAGGGUCAACCAGGUUAUAACCAACAGGGUUAUAAUCCUCCCAGAUCAGCUAGUGAUCAAAGAGGAUCAGAAUAUGAACCAGGUUAUAAUCAACAAAGAUCAAGUUAUGAUCACGAGCAAUCAAGGCAUGAUCAACAAGGUCACAAUCAGUGGAGCUCAUCGUCACAACAGGGACAAGCUUAUGGUCAGCCAACUGGUGAUCGACAAGGAUCAACUCAGGCAUCAAAUUAUGAUCAAUAUGGUACAUCUCAACCUUACGAUCAACGUGGAUCCUCAGGUUACAUGCAUGAUCAACUGAGAUCAAAUCAUGGUCAAGAGAGACAUGGUUAUAAUCAGCAUGACCGAGGAGCUCCUCAAGACUCAGUUGGUUUUCCUUACCUACCUGAUCAACACCCUCCUCCUGGUAACUACAGUAAACCAACCAUUCCAUCAGAAAGAUCCAAUCCUCCUGGCAGAGCAGUACAGACUGCAGUUGUACCAUCUUCUGCCGGCCCUCGUGAUUCUCAAGAUAGAUAUCGUUAUAAUCAGCAUGACAAAGGAUCUCCUCAAGAAUCAGUUGGUUUUCCUUACCUACCUGAUCAAUACGCUCCUCCUGGUAACUUAGAAAGAUCCAAGCCUCCUCCUAGAGGAGCACAGACUACAGCCUUUCCCUCUUCUGCUGGCCCUCGUGAUACUCAAGAUAGAUAUCAUUAUAAUCAGUAUGAAAGAGGACCUCCUCAAGACUCAGUUGGUUUUAGUUACUCCCCUGAUCAAUACGCUCCUCCUGGUAACUCAGAAAGCUCCAAGCCUCCUCCUAGAGGAUCACAGACUACAGCCUUUUCCUCUUCUGCUGGCCCCCGCGGUCCUCCUUUAGCGAAGAGGGAGUCAGAUCCUUUUCGUAAGGAAAGUAGUCGUGGGGUUUCUCCCGAGCCUUCACAAGGUCCUGACAGAAGUUCUGGUCCUCAAGAGCGUAGCUACUCAGGUUCUCAUUCUGGUUCUGGUCCUCAGUCUUUUUCUAAAGGUAACUCUGGGCCUCAGUCAGAGACACACAGUAAGCCCAGCAGUGGUAAUCAGUCAGAAGACGGUAACACCAGUAUCAACGAUGGAAGCAUUACCUCUAAUCCCUCCACCCCUGCUUCUUCCAUGUCUGCUGCUGCUUCAAGAAAGAAGAAGAUGCAAGAAAUGAUAGAGAAAGCUAAAAAAGCCCGGGAAGCAGCAAGCAAGGAAGACAUUGAGCCUUCUAAACCUAGCACUAGUGAGCCCAGUACACCUUCGGGUACUUCGACUGCUGGUAGAACUCCAGUCUCAACUGCUCCUGUUCACACUACAGGUGGAGGGCCUGAUCCUCCUCGUAAACCAGUUUCAUCUAGUUUUGAUUGUAUCAAGGAAGUAGAUGAAGACUUGUGUGAUAAUUAUCCAGCGAAUGCUCACACUCCUAGCAAACCGGACCCCCAUCGUGACUAUCCUUUUGAUCGCAAAAAGGAUUCCGGUCCUCGUGAAGAACCCAUUGACCAGGAUGAGUCCAUGUGGGCAACAAGAGUACCACAGCCUCAAGAUAGGCCCGAGCCUCGUACACCAUCAAGACCCCCUGAGCGGCCGUCUAGUAAUGAACACAACCGGGGAGACUCAAGAACCACUUUUGAUAGGGGGGCUAAUCGUGAACCUUAUGGAAAACCCCCUGAGCAUUUGGAUAGGGGGGCCAAUCGUGAAUCUUAUGACAGACCUCUUGGGCAUUUUGACAGGAGACCAAAUCGUGAAUCUUAUGACAGACCCCCUGAGCAUUUUAAUAGGGGAUCUAAUUGGGAAUCUUAUGACAGACCCCCUGAUCAUUUUGAUAGGGGGCCUAAUCGUGAACCUUUUGACAGGCCUCCUGAGCCCCCAAGUGAUCCUAGACAUGAUUUAUAUUCAACUAAAAGAGAAGAUGAAACAGGUGGGGCUGUUGGUGAAGCUACAGGAGGGGGAGUGAGAAGCAGUGCCAUGGAUCAUCAGUUCCAGAAAUACAAAGCUGAGGCUAAUUAUUUUAGAUCUCUGUCAGUAGAGGAUCAGAGAGCUAGGUUGGAAGACAAACUGAGGCAUAAUGAGACAAUCACUCAUCUUAAGCCACACUACAAAGGUACGGACCUUUACAGUUUAACAGAUAACACACACGAGACUCCACCUCCUGCUGAUCAACUGAUGACGAUGGAAGGGGAGAGGGGAAGAGGUCGUGGUGCGGCUAAACUUGACCCGUCAGUCAUUAAUGAUGAAAUGGAAGAACAAAAGAAGAGAGACAAGAUUAAGGAAGAUGGACAGUUCUUCAUGCAUUGGCUAAAGGAGUGUACUCCGUUUGGUUUUUCCCCGGAAGAAGUACAAAUUGCUCUUAAACGUAGCCCCAAGGACCCAUUGCAUUAUCUUCAGAAUAAAUGGCUUGAAAUCAUCAAGAGUACAAUAACAGGAGUUAAAUUUGCAAAGUGUAAUGAAGGAUCAUAUGGUAUACCGUCUAGAAAUGAGGUCAGAUUGGUAUUGAUUGAGUGUCAAGGAGACAUAACAGCUGCAAAGAAACUCUGUGUGAAAAAUAGGAAGAAAAAGAUUGAUGAACUCUUUAAAAAGAUUGAUGGGCGGUUUCAAGUCUCAUGGGAUGAUGCUGUACAGGCACUAUCAGAGACCGAGCUUGAUGUAGACAAAGCCUAUUACACUGUCCAGUGCUACGGGCUCCAGGAACUCUACCAGUACCUGACGAGUGACUUUAGUAAGAUGAUCAAGGGAGGAAAGACUGAGAUGGAGUACUUAAAGGGCCUCAUCAUUGAGAGAAUGAAAGAGAAGGACUCUGAAGAUGUGUACAAUUCUUGUCUUCGUAUGGUGAUGUCUGAAUUUAGACUAGGUACAAUGGAAAAGGCUGAGAUUCUUGUAACUUUGCUGACAGAGAAGAGUGAAUACCCUCUUGCCUACUACAUUGAUGCCACUCGGUAUAAUGAAGACUUGGAAACUGCUCGUAGUUUCCUCAACCAGCCUUGUACAAUAUGCUAUGAUGAAUUUCCAAUGGAUGAAAUGGUGUGCAUGCCGGCUUGUGGUGAGUCACUAUGUAAAGACUGCUUCAAGGGACACUUUUCAAUUGCAAUCAAAGAGAAAAGUGUUAAACAUUUCAAUUGUCCCAUUUGUGGACUACCAGAUGUAGGCAACAAUGAUCAGACACUAGAGAUGAAUCUUCAGCUCUUCGUGGCUAUGGUAAAGCAAAAUCUUGAUUCUGCUGAUUAUGACUUAUGUCAGAAAAAAUUGGCUGAUUUUAAUCUUUCAAAAGAACCUGGAUUUGUUUGGUGUACUCAUGAAGGCUGUGGGGCUGGUUUUAUUAAUGAUUUUAGGGAUCGUAAGAAAGUGGAGUGUCCUAACUGUAAACGUCUAAUGUGCUUCUUAUGCAAGAAGAAGUGGGAAGAUCAGCACGAAGGCUUAUCUUGUGAUCAGUUUGCUCAAUGGAAAGCUGAUAAUGAUCCUGAAGCACAGAAAGCUGGUCUAGCAGCCAUACUUAAAGAAAAUGGAAUCUCAUGUCCUGGCUGCAAAGCUCGCUAUGAUCUGGCUAGAGGAGGAUGUAUGCACUUUCACUGCACGCAGUGUCCUCAUGAGUUCUGCAGUGGAUGUAAUAAUGAGUAUCACAAGACUGCUGAUGCGUGUGGUCGUCAAUAUUGUAAGACAGGCUCCAGUAAGCCAUUGGGUCUACAUGCUCACCAUCCUCGUGACUGCCUCUUUUAUCUGAGGGAUUUCCCUGUUGAUCAGUUGCAAAAACUACUAAAUGACAAUAAUGUUAAAUAUGAUACAAACCCACCAGAAACUCAAGUGGCAGCUACAAAAGAAAUGAAAGAGAAAGGCACUCCUCUGGUACCUGUUGAUAAACCUGAAGCACCUGGACCUGAUGGAGAACAAGGAGAUAUACCAAAGCCUCCAGUCCAUGUUAUUGAUGGCGAAGAGAUUGUACUCGUCUGUCAGGUCAUGUUGCAGAAGGAAACACCUGAUGGCCUCAAAGAUGAAGAAUGUUUGAGAUCUGCCCCUGUUGGCAUGGCUGGCCUCUGCGAGGUCCAUUAUAAGGAAUAUUUGGUUAAUAAGAUUAACAAAGAAGGAUUGGACCCUGUUGAGAUGUAUGGUAUACAUCAGGUGAAGCUGAUUUUAAGGAGAGAAGAGCUAGAAGUUCCUGAGGAAGAAGAUGAUGAAGGCGAAGAGCAAUACAAAGGAAAAUUGAUUGAGAUUAUUAAGGAAAAGAUUCCAAUUGUUAAGAAAAAUCAGGACCAAGCUGCUCAGUAGUUUUAUGACUUUAUAAUGUUUGGUAUAAUAAUAAUUAAUAAUUUGUGUGUAGCUUUAUUUUGUGAGUGGGCGUUGAUUUGGAGCAAACGUAA
Messenger RNA from Amphimedon queenslandica, 5242 nucleotides. RefSeq lists its product as uncharacterized. Gene Ontology annotation, molecular function: linear polyubiquitin binding; K48-linked polyubiquitin modification-dependent protein binding; zinc ion binding. NCBI's taxonomy places the organism in Eukaryota, Metazoa, Porifera, Demospongiae, Haplosclerida, Niphatidae. The transcript has 18 exons. The record is from RefSeq and is a predicted model, not a curated record. Gene Ontology annotation, cellular component: LUBAC complex. Gene Ontology annotation, biological process: protein linear polyubiquitination. Bases 120 to 5150 code for a protein of 1676 amino acids.